UCAUGUCACGUACGCUUUACAUAAUCACCUUUCAUGUUCUUGCCUUCAAAGACAUACAUGGCAACCGGUGAAGAAUUCAGUGAAAGUUACUUGUUGGUUAAUGCUAAAGAAGCAAGUCUCUAUGACAUAGCUUGUAUUUUGAUCCGAUCAACUAGUUUUUUGAACACUAAAAAUUUUUACAACGAACAAUCGGAACAUGUCGGGAGGUCAGCCUGGGACGAUGUUCGCCGGCGAUUCGUCAUAUUCGCCUCCAUCGUUGCGCAAAAGGUUCUUAUGUGGGCAGAAAAGCCGAUCGCUGGAAUGGGGUCUUUGAUCGAGAUAUGGUUGAAUCUUUUGUCUAGCAAUGGAGGGUUGUUUGGGCUUCUGAUCAAUCAUAUACGAGGGAAGGUGGUGAAGCCUGAGGAAUUGUCGGAAAAGUUUGUGUCAUUCAUCGGAGAACUUGACCAGCGAUUGGAACUCGAUGCAAGUAUUAAAAAAGGCGACGGAAGAUAUAAUUCGUCGCUAGCAAUGAUGGCUGCAAAGUUAUCAUAUGAAAAUGAGGCUUUUGUGGAAGCUGCCAUACAAGAUCAUCUGAAGAUGGCGUUUAUAGGCUUCUACAAAUUUUGGAACGAUUAUCAAAAUCAGUUCACAACAUAUGCAACAAUGUUUCAAGAUACAUUAGAUCCCAACUUGAUAGUAGUAGCAUUUAGAGGAACCAGCCCGUUCAACGCGAAAGACUGGAUGACAGAUUUCGAUAUCUCAUGGUACGAGCUCAAAGAUGAAAACAACUCCAAAACCAUCGGUCGAAUCCAUGGUGGGUUCAUGAAAGCGCUCGGCUUACAAAAGAUCAAAGGUUGGCCAAAAGAACUCGAACCAUCACCAUAUGCAACCAAGGAGCACCCUUUUGCUUAUUACAAGAUUAGAGAAAUGCUCAAGGAUAUUUUAGAAAAGAAUAUAAAUGCAAAGUUUAUAGUGACGGGCCAUAGUUUAGGAGGGGCGUUAGCGAUAUUGUUUGCGGGGGUGUUAGGGCUACAUGAGGAGACAUGGUUGUUGAAGAGGUUAGAAGGGGUAUACACUUUUGGUCAACCAAGAGUUGGGGAUGAGAAUUUUGGGAGAUACAUGAUGCAGAUGAUGGAAGAUCAAGAUGUAAGGUAUUUUAGGUAUGUGUAUGGCAAUGAUAUAGUGCCUAGAUUGCCUUUUGAUGAUACAUCUCUAUUCUUUAAGCACUUUGGGACAACUCUAUACUUCAACAGCUUCUACGACGGCAAGGUUAUGGAGGAAGAACCAAACAAGAACUACUUCUCGAUAGUGUGGACAAUACCCAAGUAUAUCAACGCGUUUUGGGAGGUAAUUAGGAGUUUCAUUUUGCCGUAUUGGAAGGGUAAAGAGUACAAGGAAUCACAUGUUGAAAGAUUAUGCCGCAUGGUUGGAAUGAUUAUUCCAGGAUUAGCAGCUCAUGGUCCAAAAGACUAUGUUGAUGUCACUAGACUAGGUACUGAACUUGUACCAACCAUAAAUGAAUAAGUUAGCAAAGAAGAUAGUAUUAUUGUAAAA
Molecule: messenger RNA, 1533 nt
Organism: Helianthus annuus (common sunflower)
Lineage: Eukaryota; Viridiplantae; Streptophyta; Magnoliopsida; Asterales; Asteraceae
Product: triacylglycerol lipase OBL1
Exons: 5
Coding region: 34-1503 (489 amino acids)
Biological process (GO): lipid metabolic process
Molecular function (GO): triacylglycerol lipase activity
Source: RefSeq, a predicted model, not a curated record